AUGGAAGGAAACGGUGAACAGAGUGCAAGUGUGGCGAGAGACGCUGGAAAGAGUGUAGGUAUGACUGACCAUGAGACAAGCAAUGUAAAAUCUCGAAGUCGGAAGAGAAAUCGGUCCCCGACGACAUCAGAGUCCGAGUACGAAUCUGACGAUUCAAUGCGAAGGAAGAAUAGGCGCAGAAGACGUGAAGCAAGAUUGGAGGAAGAGAAUCUGCGACUUCUUGCGUUGCUCUCUAGACGAGAACGUGCUCCGAUGGAUCUCGUCAAAUUCGAUGCGAAAACAACAGACGCAACCGGUUGGGCGAAAAUGGUUGACGAGUGGAUUCGUCGACAUAGCCCCGAUGACUAUGAGGUGGUCCAGCACUUGGCGAAAGCAUUCAAGGGCAAAGCAGCUCAGUGGUUUACGGGUAUGGAUCCCUCAGGGAAAACCUGGGUCGAAAUACGUGCCGAAUUUUUAAGCGCGUAUGCAAAAAAUAAGAACGUCGCGUCGGAGCUACACACGAUCUGGACAGAGGACGCCGAGUUUACGCUGGAGAACUUCAUGAAGAGAGGAAGAAAGUUGAAAGCGUGGCUCAAUGAGAGGAAAACGAUUGACGAAACGGCCGCUCAACUUGCGGGAUUAUCGUAUUCGGAGAAAAACCGAUUCGUUCGCAACGUAUUCGUGCGUGAAUCGCCAAAAAGUUUGCAGGAAGCGAUGUCGUACCUCGAUGGACGAACGACCGACCAUCAUCGACCGCGUGCAUUUAUCGGAGCCCCUGGUCCACAUACUAAGACUUCGGUGCCGCGAGAUGCCCCGCGGUCACAAAGUAGCAGCCAUGCAAGGGGCAAGGGUUCGGCCAGCAGAAGCUCGGACUCUAGGAGACUAGUGACCUGCUACAGCCGCAAAGAAGAUGGACACAUUGCCCCACAUUGUCCUAAGAAGAAUGAGAAGGUAGUAAGGCUAUGUAAUUUGACUUCUUCUGAGAAUACUUUGAGGCUGGCCGAUGGUAAGGUAUUGACGUUCAUCUUUGAUUCUGGUUCGGAGUGUUCGCUUGUAGUCAAGAAUUUGGUAGAAAGGUUGCCAGGUAAAAGGAAAUCAAUCUUCACACGGUUCAGGGGUAUUGAAAAUGGAUACGUAGAUUGUUGUGAAAAGAUCUCUGUGUUCGCCGAGCUGAAUGGAAUAAAUGUUGAAAUUGAUCUGUAUGUGGUACCGGACGAAAGUUUGCCCGCGAAACUAAUUCUGGGAAAAGAGCUGUUGGCAAAUGGUGUCUCAGUCACGUUGGACGGAACCAUGGUUAAAUUUGCAAAACCUGGAAAAUUUGUUGGCUCGAUUAGCUCAACGAUUGAUAUCAAUGCUGUUGAUUGUGAUGUGGUUGAAAUGAGAGAACCACUUGUAGAAUUGUUGAGGCUGUAUGCGAAACAUAUGAGUGUUGAAGCUCCAAAGAUUCGAGUAACAUCUGGCAGCUUUGAGAUUAGGCUAAAAGACGAAAAUAAAAUCGAGGAGAGAAGACCCUAUAAACUGGGCCUUGUAGAACGGGAGACUGUAUGA
This is a messenger RNA of Neodiprion virginianus, 1527 nucleotides long. RefSeq lists its product as uncharacterized. The transcript is spliced from 2 exons. The coding region runs from base 1 to 1527 and encodes 508 amino acids. NCBI's taxonomy places the organism in Eukaryota, Metazoa, Arthropoda, Insecta, Hymenoptera, Diprionidae. The record is from RefSeq and is a predicted model, not a curated record.